Molecule: messenger RNA, 1326 nt
Organism: Dromiciops gliroides (monito del monte)
Lineage: Eukaryota; Metazoa; Chordata; Mammalia; Microbiotheria; Microbiotheriidae
Product: tumor necrosis factor receptor superfamily member 14-like
Exons: 8
Coding region: 241-1299 (352 amino acids)
Biological process (GO): positive regulation of T cell migration; positive regulation of cytokine production involved in immune response; positive regulation of peptidyl-tyrosine phosphorylation
Cellular component (GO): external side of plasma membrane; membrane
Molecular function (GO): protein binding; transmembrane signaling receptor activity
Source: RefSeq, a predicted model, not a curated record
CAUUAUGAUUUGCACAUUGUGAACAUGGCUUGGGCUGGUAACCAUCAUUCAUUUUUGAGCGGGCUUCAUUUUGUCUGUCGACAUAUUGUGAUUAAAGAAAAGUUUUAUUUUCUUGCUGUCUGAAAAUCUUGCUCAAAGAACAGGACAGAAUGCGUCAUCGCAGGCGCCGCCCAGCGACUAUGCUGCUGCUGUUGCUGCGGGCGUGCUGCUCCAGGCGUCACCUUCUCCGGUGCUGGGGAUAUGGCGAUCGACAGAGAUGGGAAUCAGAAUCUCCUUGUUGGUGUCAUGAUUACUCUCUUCAUCCCUGUCAAGUUGGCGCUGGAGUGUGAGACCGGAAAGGAUGAUGUGAAUGGGCGGUGCUGCUCCCCUUGUUCUGCAGGUGAGAAGGUGUAUGAACCAUGCAGUGCAACAAAAAACACCACCUGUUUGCCUUGUGAUCCCAGGACCUACACAGCACAGGAGAAUGUCCUGAAGAAGUGUCACCAGUGUAAAGUCUGUGACCAUGCGCUCGGCUUCGUGACCAGAAAAGAAUGUUUACCUAUAUCCAACACUGUGUGUAACUGUGCUACAGGCUAUGUCUGCGCUGCCAUGAAAGAUGAUGACUGUCAGAAGUGUGUGCCUAACCUAGUCUGCAACCCUGGUGAAUACUUGAAGUUGGGAGAGAGAAACACCUGUGAAGAGUGCCCGGCAGGGACUUUUUCUCCCAAUGGAACCCUUCAGAACUGUGUGCUGUGGACCAAUUGUAUUGCUCAGGGUUUAUCUGAAGAAAAGCCGGGUACCAACACCACCGAUGCUUUGUGUUCACUGCCUACUAAUACUGAACAAAAACCUAUCAUCAUCAUCGGCAUCAUCGGCAUCAUCGGCAUCAUCGGCAUCAUCGGCAUCAUCGGCAUCAUCGGCAUCAUCGGCAUCAUCAUCGGCAUCUGCAGCAUUUGUUGUCCGGGUCAUUCUUCAUUAAGUCCGUGCAGGAGGCAGAACCAAGAGAGAACUAACAAUGAGGCAAGACUGGAUGAAGCACCCCACCCUGUAGAGCUCUCUGACUGCCCUGAGGCCAAUGGGUCAAUCUAUUUCUCUUUGGAGGAGAUCAGAGAACAAGAAGAAUCAGCUCCAUCAAGGGAAAGAAUGUUCAUGAUUCAGGACAGUACAGAACCUUGGGAGUACAACGAAACACCAGGGCCAAGCAAAGAAGGGAACAGCUGCGACUUGCCUUUUGAACACUGCCCAUUUCUCCAGUCUCCUGGGAUUAUUGUACCUGAUGAUCACAUUCUUAGAAACCAUUUAGUCCUACCAGAAUCAUAGAAUUUCUUGUUGCUAUUACUUUUUUUU